Jatropha curcas is the source of this 983-nucleotide messenger RNA. RefSeq names its product UDP-N-acetylmuramoyl-L-alanyl-D-glutamate-2, 6-diaminopimelate ligase. Lineage: Eukaryota; Viridiplantae; Streptophyta; Magnoliopsida; Malpighiales; Euphorbiaceae. The record is from RefSeq and is a predicted model, not a curated record.
ACCGGGGCCAGGUAUGGAGCUUUGAUACCAAGCCCAGUCAAAGCCUGCUUGCUCAAAAGAAACCUUCUCUUCGAGCUUUAACACGGUAACAUCGUUAAACCCUAGACCUUGAAAGUUUCUGAACAGAAAUCGGAAUCAAAAUCAAAUGUCGGACAGGGAAGAUUCCGAUUCGGACGCACCUGAGGAGUUCACAUCGGAGCAGGGAGUAAAGCAAGAUGAAGAGAUAAGAAAAGUUCAGAAAGAAAAUAAAGCAAGAAUUUCUCGUGAGGGUAAAGAACGUCGCAGAUUAUGGGCACAACGGAAAACAGCACGACCAUCUAAAGUAGUAGAUGAAAGUGUACAAGAUGUAAUGGAAACUGAAAUGGAAAAGGAGCCUUUGGGUGCUGGGGAGAUGCUUCCAAAUGACAUUGUACAACUGCUUGCAGCUCGUGAGAAGAAAGUUUUCUUAUCAGACUCCGAAGAUGAGAAGGUUGAGACAAAGCUUUCUGCAAGGAAGAAGAAGCCAAAAACUUCUGGGAUGGAAACUGUUAUUUUGAAGGAUUUGUCACCUCCUCCAUGCUUACAGAACUCCUUGGAAUUUCUGAGGAAAAAGAAAAUGCAGGUUUCAAGAUCAUCUUCAGUUUUGAAUAACUCCAAUCAAGCACUCCGCCUCAUUUCUACCUCUGGCGUAUUAAGUAAGAAAUGACAAGCUUUAGCAUAUUCCUGUUCACAAGUCGGUUGUGACAACAAACACCAGAAAGCCAAUGCGAGACAACUACAUUCAUGGGAAAAAGGGAUGAAAUUGUAUUUAAUUGGAAAACGGGCCUUUAUAUGGUUAAUCCUACAUUGAAUCUAUAGUUAGAUUAUCUUUGCAGCUUUACAGAAGCGCAUUUUUGUAGUGGAUGAAUUAUUUUAAGGCUUUACUGGAUUGGUUGUUGAUUGUAAUGAAUGCCCAUCAUGAGUCUGUGAUUGCAUUAUUGAUUAGAAAAUUUUGGAGUUGUGAA